UUUGAGUGUUUCCCGCCAAAGGAGAAGGCUUCCACUCCGCCGCGCUCUUCUGAGGAAAAACUUGACAAAAACUGUUUUUGACGACCUAGCUGACCAAAAUGGGUUUUCUAAAACAGCUAGAUGUGGAUAAUUUUAAGUCUUGGCGAGGGAAGCAAGUAAUUGGACCUUUUAAAAGGUUUAACUGUAUUAUUGGCACAAAUGGAUCCGGUAAGUCGAACGUGAUGGAUGCCCUGAGCUUCGUGAUGGGGGAACGGGCAGCGACUCUCCGCGUGAAGCACACCAGGGACCUCAUCCACGGAGCCCACAUUGGCAAGCCGGUGUCCACCACGGCCAGCGUCACCAUGCGCUACUGCGACGACAACGGAGAGGAGCUCAACUUCUGUAGGAGCAUAUCGGGGGACUCCUCUGAGUAUCGCAUCAAUGGCAGACAAAUCACCCUUGCCAAGUACACAGAGGAACUGGAGAAGAUAGGCAUUGUGACUAAAGCUAGAAACUGUCUGGUAUUCCAGGGGGCGGUGGAGUCCAUUGCCAUGAAGAACCCCAAGGAGCGGACCAAGAUGUUUGAGCGCAUCAGCCAGUCUCUGGAGCUGUCUGAUGACUAUGACAGGAAGAAGGAGGCUCUGCAGAAGGCUAAAGAAGACACGCAGUUCCACUUCAACAAGAAGAAGACAGCCACCGCAGAGAAGAAACAGGUCUCCUCAGAGAAAGUGGAGGCCCAGAAGUACCAGGAGUUGGUGGACGACCUGAACCAGGGGAGGCUGCAGCUAAACCUGUUCCAGCUGUACCACAACCAGCAGGGCCUGAGUGCCCUGUCAAAGACCCUGAGGAAGAGACAGGAGGCUGUGGCCGGUCAGAAGACAGGACUGAAUGGGUGGGAGCAGAGCAUCAAGGCCCAGAAGAAAGAACAUGGACGCUUUACCAGAGAGCUGCAGCAGAUUGAGAAGGAGAUCCGUGGGCAGGAGCAGACCCUGUCCCUGCGUCGGUCCCAGUACAUCAAGGCCAAGGUGAAUACGGCCCACCACCUAAAGAAGGUAGAUGAUACCCGUGGGGCCCUGGAGAAGAGCCAGAGGAUGGGUGCCAAGAAAGAGGAGGAGCUGGCUGAGUUCCAUCAGGAGCUCCAGGAGCUGGAGAGGGCCUGGAGGGACUAUGAGAGACAUGCCCAGGAGGAGUUGACCGACCGGAACGCUGACAUACAGCUGGAGGAGGAACAGUUGGAGCGCUAUAAGGAGCUGAAGGAGCUGGCCAGGAAGCAGGGGGCCCUCCUGUCCCAGCAGACUAAGAAGAUGCACUGGGAGGUCAAGGCUGACCACCAGAAAAUCGAGUUUGACCAGCGGAGGAAGAAAGAAGUGGAGGUAAGCAUUAAGCACAGCCAUACUCAGCUGGGGGACUUCACGAGGAGAGCAGAUAAACUGGAGGAGUACACCAACACCUGCAAGAGCUCUCUGGAGGAGUCUCGUCAGCAGGAGGAGGUGCUGUCUGCGGAACUGCAGAGAGGGAGGGUGAGGGUGGAGGAGGUGAACCAGGAGUUAGGGGAGGUACUGGGAGAGCUGCAGAACGCCAGGCUGGACAGCCAGGAGAGUAAGAGGCAGCAGCAACGCAACGAGGUCCUGGAAAACCUCCGCAGACUCUGCCCUGACUCACUGUUUGGUCGUUUGGUGGACCUGUGCAGCCCCAUCCAUAAGAAGUACCAGCUGGCCGUCACCAAGGUGUUUGGACGCUACAUGAACGCCAUAGUAGUGUCGUCAGAGAAGGUGGCUCGGGACUGCAUCCGCUUUGUCAAAGAGGAGAGGGCCGAACCAGAAACCUUCUUACCCAUAGAUUACCUGGACGUGAGCCCUCUGAAUGAGCGGCUGCGCGGGGUGCGUGGAGCUAAGAUGAUGGUGGACGUGGUGCAGUGUUCCCCUACCGCUCCUCAGCUGAAGAAAGUCAUCCAGUUUGUGUGUGGCAACGCUCUGGUCUGUGAGACACUCAAAGAGGCCAGAGCCAUCGCCUUCGACGGGCCUGAGCGACUCAAGACGGUGGCUCUGGAUGGUACCAUGUUCUCCAAGUCAGGGGUGAUCUCUGGGGGCUCCAGCCACCUGCGGAGCAAGGCCCGGCGCUGGGACGAGAAGGACAUGACCAAGCUGAAGGAGCUCAAAGAACAGCUGACUGCAGAGCUACGUGGUCUGGUGAAGCUGAAGCGUAAGGAGCCUGAGCUGAAACAGAUCCAGUCUCAGGCUCAGGGGGUUCAGACCCGUCUGAAGUACUCCCACACUGAACUGGACACCCUCCGCAAGAAGAGCAUUCCCAACUGCCACGCGGAGAUGUCUCGCCUGGAGGCUGAGCUGGCCAACGUGGAGUCUCAGCUGGAGAUGCAGAAAGAGAACAUGGAGAUCAAGGAGCUGGAGAUGAAGAAGCUCCAAGACAGGAUCAACCAGAUGGAGGACGUGGUGUUCUCGGACUUCUGUGCUGAGAUAGGAGUGGCCAACAUCAGGGAGUAUGAACAGGAGCAUCUCAAACAGCAGCAGGAUGUAGACAGGAAACGGUUGGAGUUUGAGUCUCAGCGGACCUGUCUGAAGGCCCAGUUGGAGUAUGAACAGGGUCAACUGGAGCAGCAGAGGAAGAAGAUGAAGAAACUAGAGGAGACCAUUGCCAAGGAGCAGUGCAGAGUGGAAGAACAGAAGCAGGAGGAAGAGAAGCUGCUGGUGGUGAUGGAAGAGAGUCAAUCUAAAGUGUUGGAUCUGAAGAAUCAUCUGCUGGGGAAGAAGACCCAGGCUUUUGACUCUAAGGCCCAGGUGGACCAAACGAUGAAGAGUCUUCAGGAGAGCUCCAGAGAGCAGGUGAAGCUGCAAAGGGAGGUUAUCUCAGCUGAGACAGCCCUGGAGCAGUUGAGGAUCUGGAAACACAACCUGCUGCUAGGUUGUAAGAUCCAGGGCCUGCCCAUCACGCUGCUGUCUGGCAGCUUGGACGAGAUCAGUGAGGUGCAGCUGGACUCAGAGUCACUCACAGAGAGCACCUGCACCACUAUGGACAUCUACGAGAGAGAAGCGCUGAUGGUCAUCGACUACUCUGGCCUGGGAGCUGAGCUGAAGGAUCUUGCAGGGGAGGAGGUGGACCCCCAGGUAGAGCGUCUUAAGGAGACAGUGUCCUCUCUAGAGGGGGUCCUACAGCGCUCCACAGCCCCCAACCUUAAAGCCCUGGAGAAAAUGAGGGUGGUCAAGGACAAAUACCAGGGGGUGGUGGACGCGUUUGAUGCCAGCACCAAGGCAGCCAGAAGGAGUAACCAGGAGUUUGAGCAGGUUAAAGCCAAACGCUCCAGACUCUUCAGUCAGUGCUUUGAACACGUCUCUGUCGUCAUCGACCAGAUCUACAAACAACUGUGCAGGAACACCAGCGCUCAGGCCAUUCUGAGUGCUGAGAACCCAGAUGAGCCCUACCUGGAUGGCAUCAAUUACAACUGUAUUGCUCCUGGGAAACGCUUCAUGGCCAUGGACAACCUUUCUGGAGGAGAGAAGGCCAUCGCUGCCCUGGCUCUGGUGUUCGCAAUACACAGCUUCCGUCCAGCUCCGUUCUUUGUCCUGGAUGAGGUUGAUGCAGCCCUGGACAACACCAAUAUUGGCAAAGUGACCAGCUUUAUCAGGGAGCAGUCGAGAGAGAGCCUCCAGAUCAUCGUCAUCUCUCUGAAGGAGGAGUUCUACUCUAGAGCUGACGCUCUGCUGGGGGUCUACCCUGAGUUUAACGACUGCAUGUUCAGCCGCAUGCUGACGCUGGACCUAAGUCCCUAUCCCCUGAACGAAGAGAACGGAACAGAGAGAGGGAAGGAGAUGUAAAGAAAGAAAGAACAAACAAUCAAAGAUAUACUUUAUUGGCCUGAUGUGAUAGACCCUGACAGCUGAUUUCCUGUUUCUCUUGAGAUAGUACUAAACCAAUCUUCAAUUGAUUGCCAAAAGAAUUCACCUAAAAUGUUUGUUUAUUAAUGUUAAUAUAUUGCUUGUUACGUAGAUUUUUAUUCCGGAGGUUUGAGGAUGUUGUACUCCCUCUCAAUACUUUUCUAUCAUUGUUUAGCUUGAAGCAUUUUAAUAUACCAGGGUUCGAUUUCACUGUUUUACUUUAUAUUUAAUAUAAAUCGUUUCCUCUUUA
This is a messenger RNA of Oncorhynchus gorbuscha (pink salmon), 4119 nucleotides long. RefSeq names its product structural maintenance of chromosomes 1B (gene smc1b). Gene Ontology annotation, cellular component: cohesin complex; chromosome; nucleus. Gene Ontology annotation, biological process: sister chromatid cohesion. Gene Ontology annotation, molecular function: protein binding; DNA binding; ATP hydrolysis activity. The transcript has 25 exons. The coding region runs from base 99 to 3809 and encodes 1236 amino acids. NCBI's taxonomy places the organism in Eukaryota, Metazoa, Chordata, Actinopteri, Salmoniformes, Salmonidae. The record is from RefSeq and is a predicted model, not a curated record.